Messenger RNA from Erpetoichthys calabaricus (reedfish), 2904 nucleotides. RefSeq names its product heat shock transcription factor 1 (gene hsf1). Lineage: Eukaryota; Metazoa; Chordata; Cladistia; Polypteriformes; Polypteridae. The record is from RefSeq and is a predicted model, not a curated record. Gene Ontology annotation, molecular function: DNA-binding transcription factor activity; sequence-specific DNA binding. Bases 332 to 1978 code for a protein of 548 amino acids. The transcript has 14 exons. Gene Ontology annotation, biological process: regulation of DNA-templated transcription.
AGAAAAUCUAUUUGAAGUACUUUGUAGUGACGUCACGGCUAAAGAUGGCGACGACCAUGUUCGUUUGGAAUCUUGCGUUGGUGCGCAGUUCUUGAAAGUGUCGAGCUGAGAAAAUGUUUUGCGCGUCUAUUUGAAGUUUUUCUCUUGAUAACUAAAUUCUGCUGUUAGACGGCCCAGAAAAGAGAGAGAAGCGUUAUCGGACGUGCACAAAUGAGGGCGCCAUUGUUGGGGGCAGUUGCGUAGUUCGGUUUUUUUUUUUCUGUUACACAUUUCUGUAUCCCGUGUUCACAGGCGUGGAGUUUUGCUUUGGACUUUUUUUUUUCCUUUUUAAAUGGAUAUGGAUGUGCAGAGUGGUGGACUGGCUCCCAGCUCCGGUGGUAUUUUAAACACAGGUGGUAGUAACGUGCCUGCCUUUCUCACGAAGCUGUGGACCUUAGUGGAGGACCCCGAGACGGACUCGAUGAUCUGCUGGAGUCUGAGUGGUAAUAGCUUCCAUGUUUUUGACCAAGGCCACUUUGCUAAAGAUGUUCUUCCAAAGUACUUUAAGCAUAACAAUAUGGCUAGCUUUGUGAGACAGCUUAAUAUGUAUGGCUUCCGAAAAGUGGUCCAUAUUGAACAAGGUGGAUUAGUAAAGCCAGAAAAGGAUGACACAGAAUUUCAGCAUCCAUAUUUUGUCAGGGGCCAAGAGCAUCUUCUAGAGAAUAUAAAGAGAAAAGUCACCAAUGUGUCAAACAUAAAGCAUGAAGAUGUUAAGGUGCGGCAGGAUGAUAUCAGUAAAAUAUUGACUGAUGUUCAUCUUUUAAGAGGGAAACAAGAAAGUAUGGAUUCCAAGCUUAUAGCUAUGAAACAUGAGAAUGAAGCAUUGUGGAGAGAGGUUGCUAGCCUUAGACAGAAGCACGCUCAACAACAGAAAGUUGUCAAUAAGCUUCUACAGUUUCUUAUUUCACUGGUACAGUCUAACAGAGUUUUGGGAGUGAAAAGAAAACUGCCUUUGAUGUUGAAUGACAGCAGCACAGCACAUUCCUUGCCCAAAUAUAGCCGACAGUUUUCACUGGAGCACCUACAGGGAUCAUCUGCAUUUAAUGCCUCUUCUCAGCAGUAUACAGGAACAGAUUUAUAUUCUUCAGAUUCUCCUGUAAAUUCAGGCCCCAUAAUCUCAGAUGUAACAGACGUUGCACAGUCAAGCCCCUCUUCAUCCUCAAAUGUUAGCACAGAUGAAAUAACCUCCCAACCAGUACAGAUAAAAGAGGAACCUGCUAGUCCGGUUCAGACUCCACAAAUAGAAGAAGCCAGCCCGGUAAAUGUUUCUGUAGAAGAUCCUCUCUCACCCACCACCUUUAUUGACUCGAUACUUCAAGAAAAUGUGCCCAGCGAGUCUGCUGCUGGUACCAGUGCAACAGUGACUGAAACGGACUCGGAAGAGAAAUGCCUUAGUGUGGUAUGUCUAGAUAAUUUGACUCAUUCUUCACAGAUGUCAGAAGUCACUUGUGUUGUCCCAAGUCCUUCCUCUUCUUCGCUCUGUCCCAGAGCACAGCAAGGGGGUGAAUUGAGUGACCAUUUAGAAACUAUUGAUUCCAAUUUGGAUAGCCUUCAAGCAAUGCUGACGGGACAGUCUAUCAGCUUUGAUUCCUCACAGAUCUUUGAUAUUUUCGGCUCGUCCUUAUCUCCUCCUGACUUCAAUCUCCCAGAUCUCGACACCAGUCUUGCAAGCAUUCAUGAUUUGUUAUCGCAGGACCAAAAAUCAAUGGAGUCAAAUUCAAAUACCACCGACACAGGAAAGCAGUUGAUCCAGUACACAGCGCAGCCCUUGUUUCUGCUGGACCCUAGCAGCACCGAGGCCAGCGGGGGAGACUUGCCUGUACUUUUUGAGCUAGAAGACGACUCUUACUUCAGUUCUGGCAAUGAUGCCGAGGAUCCCACAGCUUCUCUCCUUUCAGAGACUUACCAGCCUAAAGCUAAAGACCCUGCAUUGUCAUAAACUUUCCAGUUUCCUCAUGUGGCUUGUGCAACUCUCUCUUUAUAUGUAAAAUUCAAUCUUACAUAUUUGUUAGCACCCUUGAAUGAAUGUUUUCUUGACUUGGGAUGAUCUGGCUCUCCGCUGCUCUGACUUUUCUUUUAAGGUUUGCCAAAUAAGGCAUGUGACUUCAACUGAAUGUCUUCCAAAUGGUUGAAAUAUACUUGGGGCGCAAGUGACAGUUUCGUAAAGGAUGCUGCUUCGUGGAUUCGGUAGGUUGACUUCACCACUACAUCGAUGACAUGAAAUACUUGUUCUGAGAUCCCGUCAGGUACUUUCUGUUGUGCUUAAAUGGAGUAUCUGUCUGUCGUCAUAACUGAAUACUCUACUGUGCAUAUAAAGCUCAUUUUGACUUGUAAAUGUUAAUUUGUUGGGUGGGGGGAAGAAAAAAAAUCUGACAGAGACAUGCCUUGAGGAGCUUUACGACAAGAUAAAAACGAUACAAGUUGAUAAAGCUCCUGAUACAAGUUGAUAAAGCUCCUGAAGAAACAGUUUCUUAAGCUACAACGUUUGUAUUGUAGAAAAGAUUUACUUCAAAUAUUCAAUCCUCGACAGAAUACCGGGUCUCAGACUUGACGUACGUGGCUCAUCUGGGUUAUGCUAUUGUAUGGCUUUGAUAUGGGAGGACCAAACAACUGCACUGCCCACCGUGUAUUUAAAGUGAGACGCAGAUUUUUGCUUUGCAUUUGUUAAAGGCCAAAUAUUUGCAGUUUGAAUUGCUCUCUUGGUUUCAGAAUCCACCAAGUUACAAAACGUGACAGCAUUGUUAAAAGGAAAAAAAGAGGUCAUCUUUUUGCUGUAAAUUCUAACUAUUUUCUUAAGUAGUUAACAACAUUUUUCAUGAUAAAUAAGCAACCUUCAUUACCUUUGAACAUGUUGCUUCAAUUGUU